Messenger RNA from Antechinus flavipes (yellow-footed antechinus), 1655 nucleotides. RefSeq names its product CXXC repeat containing interactor of PDZ3 domain (gene CRIPT). NCBI's taxonomy places the organism in Eukaryota, Metazoa, Chordata, Mammalia, Dasyuromorphia, Dasyuridae. The coding region runs from base 119 to 424 and encodes 101 amino acids. The record is from RefSeq and is a predicted model, not a curated record. Gene Ontology annotation, cellular component: dendrite. Gene Ontology annotation, biological process: cytoplasmic microtubule organization. Gene Ontology annotation, molecular function: microtubule binding; PDZ domain binding. The transcript is spliced from 5 exons.
AGACGGAAGUAAAUCCCUUGUGACCCGGAAGGAGGUACUCGGCUGAAGAGCUGUUUACAUUUCGAAGAAACCUGUGCCUUUGGGAAAGUAGUUAAGCCGGCUUGGUCCUUCUGACAGAAUGGUUUGCGAAAAAUGUGAAAAGAAACUUGGUACCGUUAUUACUCCGGAUACUUGGAAAGAUGGAGCAAGGAACACUACAGAAAGUGGUGGAAGAAAAUUAAAUGAGAACAAGGCUUUGACUUCAAAGAAAGCAAGAUUUGACCCAUAUGGAAAGAAUAAGUUCUCCACUUGCAGAAUUUGUAAAAGUUCCGUACAUCAGCCAGGUUCUCAUUACUGUCAAGGCUGUGCUUACAAAAAGGGCAUCUGCUCAAUGUGUGGGAAAAAGGUUUUGGAUACCAAGAACUACAAGCAAACAUCUGUUUAGUUACACUGAUUGAUUGACUUUCUGGUUUCCACUUUUAUAUUUCUAUAUGACUUUAAUUUUCUGCCAUAUGUUUUCCAAGCUACACAACUUGUACAUACUAGUUUUAAAACAGUAUUUCAAGGCAAAUAAUUAACAUUAGAUGAAUGUUCAGAGUUUUCCUCUUUCAAGAAACUCUGCAUAAUGUAAAGUAAAAUAUAAUUACUAUCUAUAAUUGAUAACAUCUUUACUAGGCUUAAUAGGGAAGAUUUAAUGAAAACUUUUUUCCAAUUCUUUAUGCACUUUGUACUUAGCAUAUUUAGUUAAAUCAUUUCCCUCCUUUUUUCUUGUAGAUAUUUUUACUAAAGGGAUGGGAAUGUUAGAAGUUUGCUAAUAUUGCCUUGACAACAGUGAAUCUGUUGUCAGAUCCCAUUGGCAACUGUUGGCAGCCAAGUUCAUCAUUUAUCUCCCAUGACGGGAUGCAUAGCUCUUAACACAGCAUCCUUUAGGUAGUAAGAAAUUAAAUGAGCAGAUAACCCUUGAAAUUUAAAAGGACUUUUACCAGAGACCAUGGUAGCUAAGGUGGCUAUUCUAUUUACCCACCUACGAAUUGGGCCAUAUUGGAGAGGGUUUGAAAGUUUUCGUUUUAAGAUUCUAAUUCCUACAUAAAGAGGAAGGAGUCCUUCUAUGGAGUAGCAAAAUUAGAAUUAAUACUUUAACCCUCUGCCUGAGUUUCUCCCAUAUCCCAGGAGAUAUACUCCAGGUAUAGCUCAGAAGUAGUUAGUGUUUCUCUGAAUUCAACCAGUGUUAGGAAAGUCAAGAGACUCAUGCCUGUCCAUGUUGACUAGUAUGGAGAGCCAUCACUGUUGUUUGUGAAAACCCCAGAAGCAGAGAUCAAAUCUUCCUCUCUCUUCCCCUCAAAACAGCAAUAACAUGAAUCCCAUAAAUGAUAUGAAAGGAUAAAAAUUGCCAUAAUUUUGUACAUUAUAGUCCCGUAAGUCUGAUUGGAUGUCAAGGAAGAAUGUUUCUGCUGUACCUUCAUAGGUUUGGGAUCUCUGCUGUUGAAAGCAGCUGCUUGUUGGGAGAUAAUUGUACAGCAAGAUAGAAAUCUUCUUUUCCUUUUAAAAGUUGGGAUGUAUGAAAAAUAUGUGAAACUGAUGAGUCCUUUCAAGUGGCAGAAUGUGGGGUAUAAGUGCAUUUUAAUUUAAAUUUUGAAAUGAUUAUGAAAAGUAAUUAAAGUUGUAUUUGUCUUUCA